Molecule: messenger RNA, 1219 nt
Organism: Branchiostoma belcheri (Belcher's lancelet)
Lineage: Eukaryota; Metazoa; Chordata; Leptocardii; Amphioxiformes; Branchiostomatidae
Product: epididymal secretory protein E1-like
Exons: 4
Coding region: 239-688 (149 amino acids)
Biological process (GO): sterol transport
Molecular function (GO): sterol binding
Source: RefSeq, a predicted model, not a curated record
GAAAGCCUACAUGUUUCUAUACUACACAACACACUUAACAUCUGAGUACCUCUCACAGAAGAGUUUCUAGCCGAACUAUUUUCUUUAUUCACGCCCUUGACCCCGUGGGUCGCCCAUUGAUACAGUGUACUGCGACCUUCUGUGUUCUCCCUUCACAAAGAACUGUGUUGCCUGAGCGGACGGAUCACUUUCAAACUGUACUUGCAUUGCUAAAAACCUGGCAUCACAACAAGGUACCAUGGUCACCAGGGCGGUGUUCAUUAUCGCAUUUGUAGCAUCUGUGGCGGUUGCGGACCCUGCCCAAUACCUGGAUUGUGGAUCAUCAGCAAAGCUCCAUUCUGUUGAUGUAACUCCCUGUCCCGCCGGUGUGACAUACGCUGUGCUGGUCAGAGGUGAAAAUGCCAGCAUUGCUGUCACGUUUACCACAGAGAAGGUAGCGAACUCUGUCGUCGCUGUGGUUCACGCAAUCGUGGCAGGAGUUCCCCUCCCCUUCCCACUGCCCAACCCUGAUGGCUGUCAGGACUCAGGGCUGGAGUGUCCUCUCAACUCAUCCACACCUUACACAUACACUAACACAGUGCCUGUCCAAUCAGGUUACCCUAAGAUAAAACUGGUUGUGAAGUUGGAGUUAAAGGAUAGGAAGGGAGAUAAUAUCGUCUGCACUGCGUUCCCUGCCGAAAUAUACUAAGUAGAAUAUAAAACAGGGCAACUUCCCUGUCUCCUAUUGGGGAGACUGAUAGCAUGCACCAUUGUCUGAGCUUAAAUAUGAUUCAGCGAUAUGCACCAAUAUGAUGUAUGAUUCUUUAAGCUGUUACAGAAGCUCCUGUUCUGAAACAACAUCAGGAGCUUCUUUACUAAUUUGCAUCAUUUUUUGUCUAACUUUUGUUUCCUUUUCUUGACAUUGCUAUACUGUUCCCAAUCUGCAAAAUAUAAAACUUCACUGAGAACUGUCGCCUAUGGACACUUGUUUAAUGUCUUGGGGUGGUGGGACUUCGGCGCACUGUUAUGUCAUAUGUCUGUAUGUUAACUUGUGUAUUUUGCUGUGUGUAGCGCUUAUAAAAUAAGUUUUGAUAACUCGAGUGCAGCGCCACACGGUCCUUGUUAUUGUUUUGCUAUGUGUUGACAAAUAAAAAAAAGUUCUCCAACUCGUUCGAAUUCUACGCAAGUAAAAAGUCACAUCGGGACCAAUAUGUCCCAAGUGGACCCAACAACGUCAUUA